Molecule: messenger RNA, 2013 nt
Organism: Echinostoma caproni
Lineage: Eukaryota; Metazoa; Platyhelminthes; Trematoda; Plagiorchiida; Echinostomatidae
Source: the annotation of a GenBank genome assembly
ACUCGUAAAUUGGACGGUUCUGUGAUUUUUUUGUGCCGAUGUUGCGGUUCAAGUUACAAGCACAAAAAAUCGCUGAACAAACAUUGGAAAGACAAACACGCCGAUGUGCCACGACCGCAUGGUGCUCAAGCAGAUGACGACGAGGAUGAGGAUGAAGACGACGAGGAGGACGAGGACGAGGAGGAGGAGGGAGGACAAAAUGAUGACAAUUGCGGAGUUAAUGAUUUGCACGGCUCGGAUACGGAAAAUAUUCCACCGGAAAAUAUGACUGUGUCCAGACCCGGACAGUCAAACGUGGAUAGUAGUGGAUUCGGGUUAAGCAGAACGAAAGUUUGUGAACCUACUCAACGUGUGAUGCUUACAGAACGGGCCGCCCUUCGCCGACUUUCUGCACCCCCUAGUCGAACAGCAGAGAAAUCGUUUCAUACGAGACGUGCAUCAUUUCUUCCCGAGGUUAGUCAGGCGAAUCAAUCCGGAUCACACAAAGCGCAUGUGUCCAUCAAACGACGUUUCCGCGACACUGUUGAUUCCAGUUCCAUUCGCUCCACCGUAAAUAAUCAUCGGAAUGAGACCACUGCUUACAAUUCCCAUGAGCCGGUCACUAAACGCCGUCAAAGUGCCAUUUAUCCGGAUGAAACAUUUCAUUCAACACUUUCAGAUGUUCAUCAACCAAUCUCAAAGGGGCACACGUUCACCACAACUACUUCACAAUCGACUGGAAUUAGUAAACACGAAGAACGCGAUGACAAAAUGUCAAACGAUCGUCUGCAUGGCGCUUCUCUAAUCCCAGAUACACAACCGUUAGAUUUAUCGAUACUGCGUCCACUAGAUUCCCCAUAUGUUCCACGCGUAUCAUCCCAGUACGUCGCAUCUCCUUCCAAAGUGGAUGACAUCGAUAAAAAUGACCAAGCGAUUGAUGUAUCCUUGUUAAUUGGUCUCCUGCAGACCGCAUUGAAUACUCUGACAGCAGAAUUCCGCGAAGCUACGAGACGUUCAGCAGAAGGUCCUAUCUUCACCAGUUGUUUGUCUAAGACUUCGAUAAGUUUACUUUUGGCUAUUGGAACGCUUUUAGUUUCUAUGGUAGAUAAAAAGGAUGACAAGUCAAAUGCCGAAAGACUGAUAUCUCCAAAUGAACGAACAAUGAAUAAUUUACUUACUGGACCGAUCAACACACCUCGUCAGUCUAUUCAAUCGAUUUCUUGUCGUACUCCCCCUAAUAACAGUAGUAAUAAUCCAGUGUUGCCACCCGCUCCAGCGUUGGCAUUAGUCUCCCCAGCCAUCGAAACACAUUCGUUUCAACCGGAUGAAUAUAAACCCAAUUUGGAUAGUGUUCACAGAUCUUUGUCAGCACAACCAGACACAGUCAGAACUCCACCAACUCGAUCGAUUGAUCAUACAGAAGUAUCUCAGAACACCACACCUAAGGCCUAUGAUCGUAUGAUUCCGUGCAGUUUAGGCAGUUACGCACCAAUGGAGAACAAUUUGAUCCUCAGCCAGACAUUCACUCCCAUCCGCCAUUCCCGUGUCCAUACCAAAUCCUCCUCUAUGGUCAAUACUUCCCGUACUUCAUCAACAGAAGGUACUACGACUACUACUCCUCCUACAAAUAGGACACCACGACAAAGUGACGAUCCAAGGUCCACUGGGGAAUCACAGUCAGAAUGUCAAAUAAUUUGUCCAGUGUGUAAUUUCGAUGCUCGGUGGUUUAGCGAACUUCGGGCACAUAUGGUCAAUCAUUCAGAGCAUCGAAUGUUCGGCUGUUGUUUUUGUACCUAUAGGGCCAAAUGGAAAUGGGAUGUAGCUAAACACAUGCGUCGUUGCCCUCUUGGACGGCACGUGGCUCACCUAUCCAACGAGGCCCUCCUCCGUAUUGUCCGUUAUCAUCCUCCACCCAAAGGGAAUAUCCUUUAUAACUAUUUUCCUCAAGAUGGAUUUCCUGGAGUUGGCUUGGAUCGACCACCAACACCACCGAAUGCCGGUCCAGCAGACUUCAUUACUCCCGGGGAGGGGUGA